This is a messenger RNA of Trichobilharzia szidati, 1707 nucleotides long. NCBI's taxonomy places the organism in Eukaryota, Metazoa, Platyhelminthes, Trematoda, Strigeidida, Schistosomatidae. The record is from the annotation of a GenBank genome assembly.
UUUGCAGGCCAACCAUUAAUAUCGGGUGUGCGUCAGCUGGGUAUCGAACCCCGGACCAUGUGCAUGAUCGGCGAGCGUCCUAACCACUGUGCCAUCGUUACCAUAUAACUGAUUCAGUGUUGUCAUGAUUGUAAAAGGAGAGUCCUUGGGUGAAAUACUCCUGUUUGUGGGGGGGGGGUCCUUACAAGACUUAGAUAUGUAAAUAACCAGGUGUUAAUUAAGAAGUACUGACGCAAUAUUGGAUUAUUAAAAAACAUAUUGACGGUCUAAACGUGACGCGUUAUCACCGUAUGAAUUCUGUCUUACAAGAUGUACUCCAAGUUGAAUUAUCUCUCUAACGGUACAUAUAUCUCACCUAGGAAAAAUUUGUUGCAGAGUUUUUGAUUGAUUUAGCUGGCAACUAAAAUGACUGUUCUAAGUUUAUAAUUGUUGACGACAACAGCAGGUAUACUAGUUGCGACCAGAAGUGAUCAUUAACCAAGUAUUUCAAUACAGGACCGACAAGUUGCGUAAUAAUAAUUUGACGUAGAUUUUCUCACCAUUACUGUAUGACUUUCAGUGGCUGCUAGUUACAAAACUCAUUACUUUUCACAUACUCGUUUUCGUACUGGCAUGGCUUUUACAGGUUCAUUUCGAGGAAUUUUCCGGUGCAAUUUGUGUUUAUUUUGAAUGAGCAAUAGAAUUGCUUGCGGCUUUAUCGGUCAGCAACCAAUACUAUCGGGUCACUUGUUUAGCCAAGUAAAAGCCAAUGAAUCUACCUGGAGCCUCCGCGAUAAGAAACACGUGACCAUAUGCCUGGUCAAAGCUAAGCUGGGUUUAUGUUGGUGUUCCUUAAUGGUCGAUAAUUGGGAGGCAGAUUCACUGGUUGUUGAGCAAAUGAAGCAGAAACUUAUACUGGAGAGAUUACAAGUUGAAAAUCCUGGGAUGGACUUCAGUUCAGCCGAAAUAUCUGGGGACAAUGUGGAUAAAACUCUGCUGUACAGAACAUUUCUUCCAGCUCGUGCGUCUGAAAAAUCAAAGUGUAUUCUAUCCGAGGUAGAUUCUACACCUAAACAUCAUAGUGUUCAACUCUCUGGUCAAGAAGCACGUAGUUACUAUGAAUCACUUACUCAAUGUGUAGCUAAAAAAUCAGAUUCAUCAGUGCCUGUUUCAACUUCGCGUGAAUGUACCGUUUGUGGCGUUGAUUUUGAUGACUAUGAAAAACACGUGUCAUCUAUCAGUCAUCAGGUGGUAGAAAUGCGUAGCAGAACUUUAAAACCAUCACCUCUUAUAAUCCCUCCUUCAAAUAAAGGUUACCAAAUUUUAACUAGAAUCGGUUGGAGUGAUGCUGCUUUUAAUGUAGACGAGGAGUUAAGUAUUUCAAUGACAUCAACCAAUGCUUCUUUGGCGUCUGCAUCACAAUCUUGUUCUAAAGGCAGUGGUCUUAAUGCUGCCAGAGAAGGUCGGCGUUUUCCAAUCGCAACUGUUCUUAAACGAGAUCGUUUGGGAUUUGGUUGGUCCAACAGUACUAAUACUGCGAAAAUCACCCAUUUCAACUCUGGUGAUAUUAGAGCGAUUCAAAAUUUACGAAAUCCUAAACAUUCUUCUGUUAAAAAAAAUACCAAAUUUUUAGUCCAAAAAAUGAGUCGAGAAAAAAAUAUGGAACGUACAAUAAGAGAAAAGCUUAACUUAACUGAAGAACAGUUUUCUAUACUUCAUGGCAAAUGA